AUGGCCGCGAUGGAUCUGCAGGGCCAUCUCAAAUGGACCGGGCUGAUAAGCAUAUUCUCCCUAAUCAGUCUGGUUAUUGCCAGCCCAUCGAUCACAUCCGCACAGAACACAAAUGUUCCUCCAUGCCAGCAGCAUGCCGAACUGCAGUCGAACGACAACACCCGCCACACCACGAAAGUGUCUCUGCUUAACGGACUAGACCACCAACCACCGCUCGUUAUAGAUACUUUCAGCGACGCAUGGCGGAACAAUCUCGGAUUCUGGCACGGUGCGGGAGAAGGUCUACCCAUUGAGUAUGGCGACGAUUACGUGCGAUUCUUUCCGACGGAUCCCGACCACAACUAUCACACUCAGCUAGCGGCAGCGGAAUGCUUCAGUUUCCUCCCCUACAGCGACCAGUACCUUCAUAUUGUGUUUUCGGGAACAAACAAGUUCAGCAUCUCGCUCAACCAGAACAAUGAGGACUGUGACCCUUAUCGGAAGCCAUACCCCGAGACGUGGGAUUCAGUGGAGGCGGCCAGGUAUACCAGUGGCAAUGAGAUAUACGUGCCUCUUUCACAUUUCCACAUUGAUCAAUCCAGAGUCUUGUCGGUAUCCUUCAAUGGAUUCUACUCAAAGGAAAGCUUGACAUUAUACAAGGUAGAAAUUGUGCCGGAGCUUCCAAUGGGUCUUCGAGUGCCAAACAGGCUAGCCAACGGUAGGAUGGUUCUUAGAUGCACAAGGCCCAAUUCCUUUGCCUUCGGCAUAGACGAUGGGCAACCACGCUUCGCCCAAGAGGUCAUGGAUAUCCUGGAGAAGGAGAACAUUCUGGUGACUUUCUUCGUUGUCGGAUCAGGACUCCGAGAUGAGGAGACCAAUUUCACACAAGUGUACCGGGAAAUGCUAAGGAGAGGCCAUCAAAUUGCUCUCCACUCGAAUAAACAUCGAAAGAUGGAAGGUUUGGAAGCCAUCGAAGACAUCGACGACGAAAUCAUCAGGAAUAUCCGAGCGUUCGGGAGUUUCCUGGGAGUUGAGUCAGCUCGCUACUUCCGACCACCAUUUGGAACCAUUGGCUCCAGAACCCGACAACGGCUUGCAGUGUAUACCUCCGAUCCUCAGAUUGUCAACUGGAGUGUGGACAUUGAGGACUGGCUCUGGGGUGAUACCGAAACUCCGGAGAGACAGCUGGAGGCGUUCUAUCGAGAUGUGAGGCGCGGGGGCAACCUGGCUGUGAUGCAUUACCUUAAGCCGAGCACGGUCAAGUAUUUCCCACAGAUUAUUCGCUUUGUCAAGGCAAUGAACUUGACCAUUAUGCGGAUCGACCAGUGCCUUGAGGACCCUAGCAGUCCACCACUGCUGGUCGGUUGA
Molecule: messenger RNA, 1347 nt
Organism: Aspergillus fischeri NRRL 181
Lineage: Eukaryota; Fungi; Ascomycota; Eurotiomycetes; Eurotiales; Aspergillaceae
Product: polysaccharide deacetylase family protein
Exons: 3
Coding region: 1-1347 (448 amino acids)
Biological process (GO): carbohydrate metabolic process
Molecular function (GO): hydrolase activity, acting on carbon-nitrogen (but not peptide) bonds
Source: RefSeq, a predicted model, not a curated record